AUUAUUUAUUUAUUUGAUUAUAAAAUUCUCUUUAUUUAUUUAUUUUUCUCUUCUUUCCCAUUGGCAUUCAUCCACCAGCUGAAGCCUGUGAGCUCUCUCCCCCUUCAAUCCCUCAUCGUACCUCAAACCCCCCAAUCACGACCCAAAUUUUCGUCCAAGUCUAGUUCCGCUAGGGUUUCUAGCAUCGCUCUGAUCCGUCUGAUAUUGUCACUGAGUUUUUGAAAUUUCAGAGUGUGAGACACCUCCGACUAUGGGAGGAGGAGGUGAGGGUUCUGUGGACGACGGGACCUACUCCGACGAUGGAGAUGGAGUCAAGGUCAACGUCAACGUCAGAUGCUCCAAUGGCUCCAAGUUCACCGUUCAGAUUAGCCUCGAAUCCACCGUUGGAUCGUUCAAGGAAGUUCUCUCGCCAAAAUGCGACAUUCCGGCCGAGCAGCAGCGUCUGAUUUACAAGGGUCGGAUCUUAAAGGACGAUCAAACCGUCCAAAGCUACGGUUUGGAGGCAGAUCACACUGUUCACUUGGUUCGUGGUUUUGCACCGCCUGUGUCAGCCAACCCUGCUGGUGCAACCAAUGCUGGAGCUGCAAAUUCCACCCAAGCAAGGGGUAUUGGAUCCAAUGAUGGUGGAACAUUGGGAGGGUCUGGUUUUGGAGCCUCACCAUUCCCGGGACUCGGACUUAAUGGUAUGGGUGGCACUGGUGGUCUGUUUGGAGCUGGGCUUCCUGACUUUGAACAAGUGCAGCAACAAUUGACUCAGAGCCCCAGCGUAAUGAGAGACAUAAUGAACACGCCUGCCGUUCAAAAUCUUAUGAAUAACCCUGACAUAAUGCGGAACUUGAUUAUGAACAACCCUCAAAUGCGUGAAAUUAUUGAUCGAAAUCCCGAGCUAGCACACGUACUUAAUGAUCCUGGCACGCUCCGUCAGACACUUGAAGCAGCAAGAAACCCCGAGCUUAUGCGUGAGAUGAUGCGUAACACUGACAGAGCCAUGAGCAACAUUGAAGCUACUCCUGAGGGAUUUAACAUGCUCAGGCGGAUGUAUGAAAACGUACAAGAGCCAUUUAUGAAUGCAACAACAAUGGCUGGGAAUGCUGGGAGUGAUGGUUCAAACCCAUUUGCAUCUCUUUUGGGGGCCCAAGGUGGCAACCAAACCAGAUCUGAUUCAAUGAAUGGUUCUCCCGCUCCAAAUACUAACCCGCUUCCCAACCCAUGGUCCUCUACAGGCACAGCUGGAGUUGCCGAAACGAACACCACAGCAUCGAAUCCUAUCGGUGAUGCUAGGCUGCAGACACCAACUCCCAUAGCUGGACUUAACUUUCCAGAGUUUGAAGCAUUGGGUGCCCCGCCACAGGAUUACAAUUCAAUGAAUCAGUUUAUGCAAAAUCCAGCUGUUUCUCAAAUAAUGCAAAGCCUCAUCUCCAAUCCUCAGUAUAUGAACCAGAUUCUAGGUUCCAACCCCCAGUUUCGAAGCAUGCUUGAUUCCAAUUCUCAUUUAAGAGAAAUGAUGCAAAACCCUGAAUUUCUUCGUCAGUUGGCUUCUCCUGAGACUAUGCAGCUGCUCUUGACUGUGCAGCAAUCACUUAUGUCUCAGUUUGGUCGGCAACAGCAACAGUCAACCCAGGAAACAGGUCAAACUGGUGGAACCGCAGGAUCAUUCAAUAACACGGGGCUAGAGACGCUGAUGAACAUGUUUGGUGGGCUUGGCACUGGCAGCCUGGCUGUUCACAAUAGGCCUGAUGUGCCACCGGAAGAACUCUAUGCUGCACAGCUUUCACAACUUCAGGAGAUGGGUUUCUUUGACCGACAAGAGAACAUAAGGGCUCUGAUGGCCACUGCAGGAAACGUCCAUGCAGCAGUAGAGCGACUUUUGGGGAAUUCCGGUUUAUAGGUUGUAGUAGCAACUUUUCUAUUAAUCUGGUUAUGUUCAUGUGGUGGCUGCUGAGAUUGGUCAUGCUGGACCUGAGAUGUAUUAAAGUGCCCAUUUUGGGUGUGAAUAAGCUGAUAAUACGAGCCUUAAGUUUGUGGCACAAGCUAUUCUCAAUGGAUUAUGGUCUCUCUCUCCGGAGGCCUGGCAGUCCUCAGUGUACAUACUUAAGAAAAUUUCGUCAUAUGAAUGGUUUGGAAAAAUUUGUUUACCAA
Messenger RNA from Prunus avium (sweet cherry), 2139 nucleotides. Its product is annotated as ubiquitin domain-containing protein DSK2b. Gene Ontology annotation, cellular component: cytosol. The record is from RefSeq and is a predicted model, not a curated record. Gene Ontology annotation, molecular function: polyubiquitin modification-dependent protein binding. Lineage: Eukaryota; Viridiplantae; Streptophyta; Magnoliopsida; Rosales; Rosaceae. Gene Ontology annotation, biological process: ubiquitin-dependent protein catabolic process.